Molecule: messenger RNA, 1765 nt
Organism: Scleropages formosus (Asian bonytongue)
Lineage: Eukaryota; Metazoa; Chordata; Actinopteri; Osteoglossiformes; Osteoglossidae
Exons: 10
Coding region: 129-1466 (445 amino acids)
Biological process (GO): spermatogenesis; activation of meiosis; oogenesis
Cellular component (GO): nucleus
Source: RefSeq, a predicted model, not a curated record
AUUCGAUGAUGACGUGUUCUUCAAAUUUUGUAUGAAGCGCCAAAGUGAAAAAAAAAAAAAAAAAAAAAGUCUUCGUGUUAAUUUAGGUCGAGCAAACACUUGGAUGAAAAAACCAUCAGCGCUGGCCCAUGCUUGGUAGACGCGACUUCCCCAGUCGAGCGGAAAAAAAGGUCAUCGCAGAGUCCGUGAAGGCGAGGAAGCGCGGGCGAUGUCGAAGUCCCGCGCUCAGCCGUCUCUAUGACAACCUAUGGAGAAUGGCGAUGCCUUGUGGCACGAGGAGGCCCGCCAAGUGGGAGAUUCUUCAGCAGGCAAAAAUCUUUCUGCAACAACAGGAAACUCACCUCAGUAGACUGCUCUUUCUGAAAGAGACAUUUCUUCCAGCUAAUUGUGGCCCAUAUAAUUUGGAUGAGGUCAAAGAAGAAUACAGAAUGCAGCAUUACUGUAGUUCAGGAAUGGUUGAGAGCUUUGACAGCAGUAAAGAUGAAACUGGGGAUGACCUGGACAUGUCACAGUCUUGCAGAGACGCCACUGCCAUGGAGUUUAAGGGCACAGGAAAUAUAAAUGAAGAAGGCAUGACAGUUUUUACUGAAGAGGCAAUUGAGAUUCUAAACCAUGAUGAUGAAGAAGUUGUAGAUGGACCAGGCAGGUCACAGUCCUCCAAAAACUCCAUUGCCAGUAUCAUUGCGUUUGAGGGGUACCUGUUCUUCUACAAACAGAUGAUGGACAUGCUAUUGUGGAAUGGGGUGCUGUUGCCAGAGCAGAGUGGCUUGCAAUGUCUGGUGUCAAAGGUAAUCUUUAGCUUGUGGCAGAGAAUGACCCCUGAGCACUUUGCUGUGCUCCUCACCUUCAGCCAACAGAAGGGAUUGUACCCCUUGGCCAGUAUGCACCAAGACAUCUGUCUCCCAAGCAGUUCUCAGAUCAGCAGGCAGGAGGUGCUAGAGACCUCUGAAUCGACCAUGUAUGAGGACAUGCUCCAAGAUGUUUAUGAGGUUCUUGAGAGACAUCAGGAUUCCAUUUUGGAAGACAGGGACAAAGCCAUCUGCAUCACGGGCAAGUUCUGGGCAUCCACCUACGAAGUCUGGGAAAGUUCUAGGCACCUCCCUACGAAAUCAUAUUCUCAGAUUUUUAACCCAUCAGAAAUUGAAACUCGAUCACCUGCUGUCACACAGAGGGCUACAGUCAUUUCCUUGUGCAUCACUACCUGCCUCUCAGGCAUCUCUACCUGGAAGUCUAAUCACCAGCUUCAAUUCAGCCUCUCCAAAACAGAGAUCCUUUUCACCUCCCAGCUGGUCCAUCCUCCUGUCGAGAACUGGCUCAUUUCACCUACCACAUUGGCUAAGAGCCUGAAAGUAAUGAUAAACUCAAGUCUAUCCUUCUCUCAGUUUAUGAAAGCCACAACCUGGUCCUGCAAAUACGUUCUCCGUAACAUCUGCAGAAUCUUCCCUUGUUCAACAAACUUUAUGUAACCCCUGCACCAGGACUACUGCAACUCUCUGCUAUCUCGCCUUCCGGUCUCUACUAUCAAACCUCUCAAGUUAAUACAAAAUGCUGCUGCAUGAGUCGUGUUUGACCUGCCAAAGAAUUCCCAUGUAUCUCCCCUCCUCAUCUUGCUGAACUGGCUUCCUAUAGCUGCCUGGAUCAAAUUCAGCUCUCUUGUUACAGCCUCCGAAACCAUCAAUGGAUCUUCUCCCCGAUAUCUAGACCUAAUCGCUCGCUAUACGCCAACCAGACUGCUACACUCCUCCAAUUCUGCUCUCUUACUGGU